AUGGGGUCCCAAACCAGCACCACUAGGCAGCACGCCUUCAGCGACACUUACCGCAGCGGCAUACCUGGAAUAGGCCCGCUGCAGACCGGAGAAGCAGCAGCAGAAGAGCUUUCUCUGACUUAUGGGCCCUCCACCCAUGGGGGCCCCCUGGGGGCCUCCUUUGCUGCUUCCCCCCGGGGGGACCUGCAGCUCUAUGGCCGGGGGCCCCCCGACCCCAAACACUCUUCCGACGAAGAAGACCUCAUUCCCUGCGUCUUCACGUGGACGCACGGGGGCCACGUGGUAUACUUGACGGGCUCUUUCAACAACUGGAGUGUUGAAAACAAAUUCAGAUUGAACAGAAGUGGCCACGAGUUUUCUUACAUUCAAAACCUCAAGAGAGGCGUGCACUACUACAAGUUCAUCGUUGACGACCAGUGGCGGUACGCCCCAGACCAACAAACACAAACUGACGAACACGGAAAUGUAAAUAACGUUUUAGACAUUUCAGGGUUUAGACAUUUGCAGUUCAAGACUGUUUCCGAGGCCGAGCAGGCGCGCGACGCUCCGUACCACCAGUGCGUGCCGGAGCCUUCUGAAUAUGCCUCAGACGCUCCGCCAAUUCCUACACUGUUGACAAAAUGCGCAGUCUCCGCAGUGGAGCCUCCCCCCCGUCCGAACUUUCCAGUGCACUGCCUCGCCAACCAUUUAUUCCACGACUCCCACGCCCCGCAUGUCUUUGGUCCCCAGAUUUCUUGCGUCGCCAGCACUCAGCGCUGGCGCAUCGACAACAACAAACCCACUGCAGGACAGCGCUACGCAACUUACAUUUAUUUAACAAUAAACCCUCUUUACCCUUUUCCGGUGUCUGGGGAGACAGCAGCAGAAGAAGCCGCAGCAAACUUGCCUGCUGCUGCUGCUGCUGCUCUAAACCCUCUGCGGGACUUCAUUGUGCUGCCAAGCCCGACGCCCGAUUUAAACCCUCGCCCAAACCCUAAUUUAGGGUUUGAGCAAAAACCCCGGCCGGUCUCCCCUGCCUCUCAAGGAGACUCAGAAAAAACAAAAGAAGAGACAGAAGCAGCAGCAGACUCUCCCAAGAGACAAGACGAGCUGAGCCCACCAGCAGCAGCAGCAGCAGCAGCAGCAGAUGGCGCUGCUGCUGCUACUGCUGCUGCUGCUGCUGCUGAGGCCCCAAACGCCGCAGCGUAG
Messenger RNA from Eimeria tenella, 1188 nucleotides. RefSeq names its product Prkab2-prov protein, related. The record is from RefSeq and is a predicted model, not a curated record. The coding region runs from base 1 to 1188 and encodes 395 amino acids. The transcript is spliced from 8 exons. Gene Ontology annotation, molecular function: protein kinase binding. Gene Ontology annotation, cellular component: nucleotide-activated protein kinase complex; nucleus; cytoplasm. Lineage: Eukaryota; Apicomplexa; Conoidasida; Eucoccidiorida; Eimeriidae. Gene Ontology annotation, biological process: signal transduction.